AUGGCGUCCAACGCAAAGUACCAGCCCGCGGCGCAGCACGACCCGGACGAGCACGACUACACGCACGCGCCGCCGUCGUAUUCCGCCACCGCGACCGAAGGCGGCCCUUCGUCCGCUGCGGCCCGCGAUGAGACCCAGGGCCUGUUUGGCCCGCCGCGCAGCAGCGAGGACAACAUCCCCGACGACUUCAAGUUUGGCGGCUCCGUGGCCGAAGCAACCGUCGACAUCCGCAACCAGUUCGUCCGCAAGGUCUACACCAUUCUCACCGUCCAGCUGUUCGCCACCGCCGGCGUCAGCGCCCUCACCUUUUUCAGCGAGUCCUACAAGACAUGGAUCCAGAGCCACCCAGGUGUCGUCUGGAUCUCGCUCAUCGGCGCCCUGGUCUUCCUGGGCCUGACGUACUGGAAGCGCAAGUCGUACCCGACAAACUUGCUCUUCCUGUCGCUCUUUACCCUCACUGAGGCUUAUUCGAUUUCCGUCGUCGUCUCCUUCUACAAGACGUCCAUCGUGCUCAACGCCGUGGUCCUGACCGCCGGCCUCUUCGUCUUCCUCACCCUGUUCGCCUGCCAGACCAAGUACGACUUCACCUCGUGGAUGCCCUACCUCUUCGGCGCGCUGUGGGGCCUCAUCCUCUUCGGAUUCAUGGCCAUGUUCUUCCCCUACAGCUCGACCGGCGAGCUCAUCUACGGCGGCCUGGCUGCCCUCAUCUUCAGCGCUUACAUCCUCGUCGACACGCAACUCAUCAUGCGCAAGCACCACGUGGAAGAGGAGAUUGCCGCCGCCAUUAGCCUGUACCUCGACAUCAUCAACCUGUUCCUCGCCAUCCUGCGCAUCCUCAACAGCCAGUCCAACAACUGA
Messenger RNA from Purpureocillium lilacinum, 858 nucleotides. RefSeq lists its product as uncharacterized. NCBI's taxonomy places the organism in Eukaryota, Fungi, Ascomycota, Sordariomycetes, Hypocreales, Ophiocordycipitaceae. The record is from RefSeq and is a predicted model, not a curated record.